Messenger RNA from Drosophila willistoni, 983 nucleotides. Its product is annotated as proteasome subunit alpha type-4. Bases 105 to 890 code for a protein of 261 amino acids. Lineage: Eukaryota; Metazoa; Arthropoda; Insecta; Diptera; Drosophilidae. The record is from RefSeq and is a predicted model, not a curated record. Gene Ontology annotation, biological process: ubiquitin-dependent protein catabolic process. The transcript has a single exon. Gene Ontology annotation, cellular component: cytosol; proteasome core complex, alpha-subunit complex; proteasome core complex.
AUCAAAACUUUCUAUUAGUUUGUUACAACUGUAUCAAAAAAUUAGUUUAUAUAUUUCUAUAGUAAAAGUAACAACGGAAGAAGAAAAAUUAGAUUUUAAAAUUCAUGAAUUCUCCUGAUAAUACGAUGAAUCGGAAUGUUGAUCCACGCACAACAGUCUUCUCGCCCGACGGACGUCUUUAUCAGGUGGAAUAUGCCAUGGAAUCCAUUUCCAAUGCUCCCACUUGCUUGGGCAUCGUAGCAACGAAUGGAAUUGUUUUGGCCACGGAAUGUCGGAAUGCAAACAAACUGCAGGACACGACCGUAAUGCCCUCGGAGAGAAUGUAUAGGAUCAAUGAAAAUAUGAUCUGUGCGGUGACGGGCACUCAAUCGGAUGCCACUGUCCUGAUAAGUGAAUUGCGUCUAAUGUCACUACGUUAUCAAUUAAUCUAUAAUGAGGUAAUACCAUGUGAACAAAUUGUCACCCAGCUGAGUGAUAUUAAACAGGCCUAUACCCAAUAUGGGGGGAAGCGACCUUUUGGCGUUUCAUUCCUCUACAUGGGCUGGGAUGCCAUGUAUGGCAAUCAGCUCUAUCAAUCGGAUCCAAGUGGUAACUUUAGCGGUUGGAGGGCCACAUGUAUUGGCACAAACUUUAACAUGGCCAUGGCUAUGCUAAGGGAAGAGUUAGCCGAUGAGAAGCAGAUUACAUUGAAACAGGCCAUGGAUUUGGCUAUUAAAGUGCUUGACAAGGCGAUGUGUAUAACCAAAAUCAGUUCAAGCACCGUGGAAAUGGCCACUUUACAACGUAUUGAUAAUGCAACCGUCUUCAGUGUCCUGGACAAUUACGAAGUGGAUAAGCUUAUCAAGAAAUUAAAGAAGCAAGAAUUAGAAACUGGCCAAAAGUAUUUUUGAUACAGAUUUAAUAUGAUGUUAAAUGAGUUGAUUUUGUUUUGCCUCUAAUGUUCAUUAAAUAUACCUCCAAUUACUGAAUUGAGGAUUACGUUA